Molecule: messenger RNA, 1506 nt
Organism: Capsicum annuum
Lineage: Eukaryota; Viridiplantae; Streptophyta; Magnoliopsida; Solanales; Solanaceae
Product: cytochrome P450 94A1-like
Exons: 1
Coding region: 1-1506 (501 amino acids)
Molecular function (GO): heme binding; oxidoreductase activity, acting on paired donors, with incorporation or reduction of molecular oxygen; monooxygenase activity
Source: RefSeq, a predicted model, not a curated record
AUGGUGCUUUCCCUUUUGGUAAUGAUCUUUUUGUUGGUUCUAAUAGUACUAUUCUUUAUCUAUUAUUAUGACUAUAAUUCUCCAAAAUCAUAUCCACUCUUGGGUUGUACACUCUCAUUGGUUAAGAACUGGCACCACAUCAUCCAAUGGACGACUGACCUGCUGGCGAAAUCAUCAUCAUCAACCAUCACCUUAACCGGCCUCUUUGGUCAGAGUUGUAUUUUGACUUCAAACCCUUCGAAUGUCAAGCAUAUUCUCAAGACUCGCUUCAAUGUGUACCAAAAGGAUUCCAUCCUAAGACGCGGUUUGAUUGAUCUGUUGGGAUGUGGCAUCUUUCUUGUUGAUGGCACGGAAUGGAAGUCACAGAGACAACUCAUGAGCCAUGAGUUUAGAACAGACACGUUCCUUCAACUAGUGGAAUCAAUCACCAUGAAGGAGCUUUCUACUCGUCUUCUUCCUCUAUUCUCAUCAGCUCAUGCAAAUGCUUUUGUGUUGGACCUUCAAGAAAUCUUUGGCCGGUUCACAUUUGACAUGGUAUGUCAAGUAGCAUUUGGUUAUGAUCCUCACUACUUGUUACCAUCAUUGAAACAAAAUAGCACUCCGUUGGCAGAUGCUUAUAGGACCGCGAUCAAAAUGUCCAUGGGGAGGUGUAUUAGCCCUCCAAUUUUUUGGAAAGUGAAGAAAUUUUUUAAUAUUGGAUCCGAAAAGAAACUCAGUCUAGCAGUUCAUGAACUCCGUAAAUUUAUCAGAAGCAGAAUCAUAGAAAAGAAAGAAGCACUUUUGACAAACAAUUCUGUUGGUGUUCCAAGCGCUUUCUUUGACCGGAUGCUAGCAAAGAGUGAUGAUCACAAAAAUAAGUCUGUGUUUGAUGAAAAUUUUUACAUUGAUGAGGCUAUUAAUCUCAUCUUGGGUGCGGAAGACACUUUGUGUUCAGCUUUAGUAUGGUAUUUUUGGUUAGUCUCGAGUAAUCCUCAAGUGGAAAAGGAGAUCGUAAGAGAAAUUCUUCAGAAAGAGGAUUGUAAUAAUUUGAAGGAAAUGGUAUAUAUGCAUGCUUCUAUUUGUGAAAGCAUGAGACUUUACCCACCAGUCCCUCAAGAAUCGAAGCAAGCAAUGAAAGACGAUAUUUGGCCUGAUGGAACCAAGGUGAAGAAGGGAACGCGUGUUUUAUACAACAUUUUUGCUAUGGGACGAUCACCAAAACUGUGGGGUGAAAGUUGGGCGGAUUUUGAACCCGAGAGGCGGCUUGAAAGAGAUGAUAGAACAGGGAAUUGGAGGUUUAUUCCAAAGGACCCUUUUACAUAUCCCAUGUUUCAAGCAGGGCCAAGGACUUGUAUCGGAAAAGAAAUUGCUUUCAUGCAAAUGAAAUUAGUGGCAACAAUUGUGCUAAGGCGAUUUCAGAUUGAACCAGCCGUGGAAGGUUAUAGUCCGGUUUAUGGUUCGUGCAUGACAUCCAUGAUGAGAAAUGGCUUUCCAGUGCAAAUUCUGCAACGUUGCCAAAAUUUGUAA